UCCAUCCGCCCCCCCGCACACUUCGGCGCCAACAAGCUCUUCAGCCUCGUGCCGCUGCUGCCGGAUGGCGCAAAAAAGGGGAAGGAGCUGGCGGUGGAUCUCUCUGCUGUCAGCCUGGAGGACCCAGAGAUCUGGUCCCCAAAAAUUUUCCCCCACUUGGAUGAGUCUCAGCUUGCAGCCAUCCGGCUGGCACUGAGCAGGGAGUUCGUGCUCAUCCAGGGCCCCCCCGGCACAGGCAAAACCUUCAUCGGACUCAAGAUCACGGAGCUGCUGCUGCGGAACCAGGGUGGGGAUGCGUGGGGGGAGCAGCCGCCCCUCCUGGUGGUGUGUUACACCAACCACGCCCUCGACCAGUUCAUGGAAGGCAUCCUGCAGUUCCAGCCCUCGCGGGUGGUGCGCAUCGGGGGAAAAUGCCGCAGCAAGAAGGUGAUGGGCUGCUCCCUGCCACAGGUCCGGCAACGGGAGCUUUGUGGGCUGGGGAGGGCCAGCAGCCGCCGGCAGCACGCGCAGCUGCGAAGCACCUUGCGGGAGCAGGAGCAGAGCGUCGCCUUCUGCACCGAGGUGCUGGGGCUGCUGCGCCGCGGCGUCCUCAGAGCCAGCGAGCUGCAGGACCAGAUCGGGAAGGACAACCUCCUCUUUAAGGGUGCCGUACAUCUGGACAUGCUGCAGUGGCUGGAGGUGCAGCUCCCGGAGGACAGGAGCCCGCGGCGAGGACGGGACCAUGGCGCAGGCACAGAGCAAGGGGCCAGGGGGGGCUGUGGGGGCCCUGGGGUGGAUGAGAGCUGUGAGCUGCUGCCCCGGGACGAGCGGUGCCUGGACGAGGAGGAGGAGUUCGACCUGGCGGAGGCCGAGAGGAGAAAAGCCCGGGAGAAGUUUGCCUACAUCAUCCCCGAGGAGGAGGAGAGCCCGCUGGACACCCAGCUGGCCCGCUGGCUACAAGACACCGACGCCAUGACUGACAGGGAGAUCGGCUACCUGAGGAGCCUCUGGCAGCUCCGGCUCAGCGACCGCUGGCGGCUCUACAGGCGGUGGCUGGGCGCCUACAGCGCGGCGCUGGAGGAGGUGCUGGUGAAGCAGCUGGAGGAAUACGAGCAGAGCGCGGCCCAGCUGGCCCAGCACCGGCUCCAGGAGGACCUGCGGAUCCUGCGGCAGAGCCGCGUCAUCGGGAUGACGACCACGGGGGCUGCCAAGUACCGCAAGCUGCUGCAGAGCAUCCAGCCGCAGACGGUGAUCGUGGAAGAGGCGGCGGAGAUCCUGGAGGCGCACAUCCUGACCUGCCUCACCCCCUCCUGCAAGCACCUCAUCCUCAUCGGGGACCACCAGCAGCUGAGGCCCAAACCAGCCGAUUACACCCUGGAGAAGAAAUAUCACCUCGGCAUCUCCCUCUUCGAGCGGAUGAUCAACAACGAGAUCCCCCACGUGCAGCUGCUGUGCCAGCACCGCAUGCGCCCCGAGAUCUCCCAGCUGCUCGUCCCCUUCUUCUACAAGGCGCUGAGGGACCACCCGGCUGUCGAGAGCUACAGAAGGAUCAAGGGCGUGGAGAGCAGCGUCUUCUUCAUCCAGCACGUGGGGGCUGAGAACCUCGGCAGCCACGUCGGCAGCUACAGCAACCGCUCAGAGGCCUCCUUCCUGGUGCACCUCUGCAAGUACCUGCUGGAGCAGGGCUACGAGAAGGAGCAGCUCACCAUCCUGACGCCCUACAGCAGCCAAGUGGCCACCAUCCGUCAGCUGCUGGCCAGGAGGGACAUGGCCAAAGUGGCCACCUGCACCGUGGAUGACUUCCAAGGGGAGGAGAACGACAUCGUCCUGCUCUCACUGGUGCGGAGCAACCCAGAGGGGCGCAUCGGUUUCCUCAAGGACCGGCACCGCCUCUGCGUGGCUUUUUCCCGCGCCAGGAAAGGCUUCUACUGCGUCGGCAACCUGGAGGCCAUCGCGCAAGGCGCCGGCGGGCAGCUCUGGGCCGAGAUCCUGGUGGCCCUGAAGAGCAAGGGCCUGGUGGGGGACGGGCUGGUGCUGACCUGCCAAAACCACCCCGAGGUGAAGGUGACGGUACGGGACGCCUCCGACUUCAGGCGAAGCCCCGAGGGCGGCUGCACGCAGCGGUGCCAGACGCCGCUGCCCUGCGGCCACCCCUGCCCGCGCCACUGCCACCCGCGCGACCGCGAGCACCAGCAUGUUCGCUGCUGCCUGCCCUGCGCCCGGCCGCCCUGCCCGCACGGCCACCCCUGCCCCAAGCUCUGCUGGGAGAAGUGCGGCCCUUGCCUCAGGAAGGUGGAGAAGGUCCUGCCCCGCUGCGGUCACCGGCAGCGCCUGCCGUGCAACGUGCCGGUGGAGCGCUGGUGCUGCCAGGAGCGCUGCCUGCGGCCCUUUGCCUGCGGCCACCUCUGCCCGCGGCUCUGCGGGGAGGACUGCAGCCGGGACAAGUGUGGUUUGAGAAGCUGCCGUGGGGACAACUGUGAUGGGGACGACCCCAACGGGGACCACCAUGGUGGGGACAGCCACGAUGGGGACAACCACAGUGAGGACGACCACAGCGGGGAUGACCACAGCAAGGAUGACCACGGCGAGGGCGACCACAGCGAGGAUGACCACAGCGAGGGCGACCAAGGCGGGGACAGUGGUGGUGAGGUGGCGGAGGGGUUCCCGCCGCGGUACGAGCACCCAGCAGGAGCUGCCGGCAGCCAGCAGGUUCGCAGCCGGCAGAGCCUGGCAUGA
Athene cunicularia (burrowing owl) is the source of this 2715-nucleotide messenger RNA. It is a transcript of the gene ZNFX1, whose product is annotated as zinc finger NFX1-type containing 1. Gene Ontology annotation, cellular component: nuclear RNA-directed RNA polymerase complex. The transcript has 13 exons. The record is from RefSeq and is a predicted model, not a curated record. The coding region runs from base 358 to 2715 and encodes 785 amino acids. Gene Ontology annotation, biological process: regulatory ncRNA-mediated heterochromatin formation. Lineage: Eukaryota; Metazoa; Chordata; Aves; Strigiformes; Strigidae. Gene Ontology annotation, molecular function: helicase activity.